Messenger RNA from Seminavis robusta, 813 nucleotides. The record is from the annotation of a GenBank genome assembly. NCBI's taxonomy places the organism in Eukaryota, Bacillariophyta, Bacillariophyceae, Naviculales, Naviculaceae.
AUGUUUGCCUCAAAUCAUCAUCAAGUGUUUCGUCAAAUGAACCACAACAACAAUGAAGACACGUCGGCUGGUCCAAUGAAACACAAUGGCGAAUUCAAAAACAGUGCGUCGUCCUUUGGAGCGGUUAGCAAGACACCUGCUGCAUCAAGCAAACAACGAAGAGCUCUCGGAGACAUUUCCAAUCGAAAUCGAGGUGGAAUUGAUCAGUCUGCUGGUCCCAAAAAGAGUACGGGUCUUCGUCUUCAGCAGCAGCAGCAACAACCGCAGCGCAACGCACUCUCCGUCAUUAAAACGCCAGGCCUCUCCAAGAAAAAGGAAGUCGCCUUCUUGCCACGACCAUCACAAGCCAAACUAGCUCCUUCCAAUGUAACAAUCCUCCCUGAUUUGGGCAACAGCAAGACUCCGAAAUCCAUGGGCCAACUGCACAAGAAGAGUGCUAGCAAAAGCAAGGCAAAAGUCACAUUCCAUGAGCCUGUGGAAGAGAUUGAAAAAUCGGCCGGAAGACUCUGGAUUGACGAACCCGCCGACGAUGACAGUUACAGCAGCAUUUCCAUCCCAGGAAUCGCCACUCUGCGACAAGACUAUAAGGCCACUGCUAAGCGUGGACGUGCAAUUCGCUUGAAGAAGCAACAAGAAGAAGCAGAGCGAGAUGACCUCGCAUUGGAACAAUACAUUGAAGAGGUUUUCGCCAGCGACGAACAAGCAAUGAUUGGCGCUGAUGUUUGGAUUGAGCGAACGCACAGCUUUGACGAUGACCUGGACGACGAUCUGUCCUUUAGUGCACCCUCCUUUUGUGGCGACAUUUCCUUCUAA